Messenger RNA from Xyrichtys novacula (pearly razorfish), 803 nucleotides. Lineage: Eukaryota; Metazoa; Chordata; Actinopteri; Labriformes; Labridae. The record is from the annotation of a GenBank genome assembly.
AUGCGGAAGGCAGCAAUCUUGACCCUGGGCUUGUUGGUGGUAUUGGCAGACAAGGUGCAGUCUGACGAUGGCAAUCCCUCUUUUUAUGGGGUGAAACUGUGUGGAAGAGAGUUCAUACGAGCUGUCAUCUUUACCUGUGGUGGUUCUCGUUGGAGAAGAAGCGUGGGAGACUCAGGUAAGAAUAUGUUGGUGGGAUUGUUUUAUCGUCACUUUCUCAAAAUAAUGGCAUAUGUCACUUUUUGACAAAAAUUACUUUUUUCCCCUGAAGUCAGUCCUUCAUGAUGCUGCCCAUCUCUGGUAGAAUCGCCUAAAUCCUCAGUUGGACAGAUCAUGUGAUACUAUCCUUGUAGUAUGAGGGCUAUGUAAAGAGUUUGUGUUAGGCCAUUUUCUGAGAGAAUUCAGAAAAAUUUCUGAAAAACUUGAUAAUUGAUUUAGGCCAUCAUUUUAAGAGGGUGACCAUUGUUAUGAUGUACCAGGUUUUCCCUACAGCCUUACUCAAUAACUGGGAGACUUAUCCUUUAUCUCCACCAGCUCCUAUCGGAGAGGAGGUUUUUGACCCAUGGCAUACAAACCCCAUCCCUCAACUUGCCAGUGAACAGGAUCCUUCAGGGUCCCAAGCCUGGAAAGAUCAUUCAUCAAAUACGGCUGCUGGAUUCUACCGCUUAGCUCGCUCACCAAUCUCAGAGGAGGUGUUGGAGGCUUUGAGGAGUGCGGACAGGAAAGGAAGAGAUGUAGUUGUUGGACUUUCCAAUGCAUGCUGCAAAUGGGGUUGUAGCAAGAGUGAAAUUAGUUCUUUGUGCUGA